Conger conger (European conger) is the source of this 2147-nucleotide messenger RNA. RefSeq names its product eukaryotic translation initiation factor 3, subunit I (gene eif3i). Gene Ontology annotation, molecular function: translation initiation factor activity; RNA binding; protein binding. Gene Ontology annotation, cellular component: cytoplasm; eukaryotic translation initiation factor 3 complex, eIF3m. NCBI's taxonomy places the organism in Eukaryota, Metazoa, Chordata, Actinopteri, Anguilliformes, Congridae. Gene Ontology annotation, biological process: cytoplasmic translational initiation. The coding region runs from base 158 to 1135 and encodes 325 amino acids. The transcript is spliced from 11 exons. The record is from RefSeq and is a predicted model, not a curated record.
UACGACGAUUACUUCCGCCUUUUAGUUUCAUGCCGGGCUGCAAAAGAGCACGCUGUUGAUAAGGCCUUGGUAAAGAGUUUGCUCAAUUCAUAUUUUAAGGAAGACAAAUAGCCUUGUUGAUUCUCGGAGACAGACGGAGUUACACCAGAACGUGAAAAUGAAGCCAAUCCUCUUGCAGGGACAUGAAAGGUCCAUAACACAGAUCAAGUACAACAGAGAAGGAGACUUGUUGUUUUCAGCAGCCAAAGACACUGUUGUUAAUGUGUGGUACUCGGUCAAUGGGGAGAGAUUGGGCACUUACAAUGGUCACACGGGAGCCGUCUGGUGUGUAGAUGUCGACUGGGACACCAAGAACGUGCUGACCGGGUCUGCAGAUAACAGUUGCAGGCUAUGGGAUUGCGAGACAGGCAAACAGUUGGCCCUGCUGGAAACUAGCUCUGCGGUCAGGACCUGUGGGUUUGACUUCAGUGGGAACAUCAUCAUGUUCUCCACAGACAAGCAGAUGGGGUACCAGUGCUUCAUGAACUUCUUUGAUCUUCGAGACCCCCAGCAAAUAGAGGACAACCAACCUUACUCGUCGGUGCCAUGCAAUGAGUCUAAAAUCACCAGCGCAGUGUGGGGACCUCUGGGGGAGUUUGUCAUCGCUGGUCACGAGAAUGGAGAAAUCAACCAGUUCAGCGCCAAGUCCGGGGAGAUUCUUAAGAAGGUGAAGGAGCACUCCAAGCAGAUCAAUGACAUCCAGCCCUCUGUGGAUCUCACCAUGGUCAUCACUGCCUCCAAAGACAACUCUGCCAAGCUGUUCGACUCUACAUCACUGGACCACAUCAAGACAUUCAAGACAGAAAGGCCUGUCAACUCAGCUGCCAUCUCUCCCAUCAUGGACCAUGUGGUCAUGGGUGGUGGGCAGGAGGCUAUGGACGUCACAACCACCUCCACCAGGAUUGGCAAGUUUGAGGCCAGGUUCUUCCAUGCGGCCUAUGAGGAGGAGUUUGGGAGAGUGAAAGGGCACUUUGGCCCCAUCAACUGUGUGGCUUUCCAUCCUGAUGGGAAAAGCUACAGCAGUGGAGGAGAAGAUGGCUAUGUGAGGCUGCAUUACUUUGAUCCACAGUACUUUGACUUUGAGCUGGAAGUCUAAGGAACAGCAGCAAUGUUGGCACAGAAUUAAUAAACUUAUACAGGACCCCAAAAAAUCAUCAGUUCUUUGAGCUUCACAGAAACAUCAGUUGGACUGAAUGCCUCUGUCAGAUGACACUUUCAAUACUCUUGGUAUUAAAUUGUUGACAUUGAAUAUGCUAAUACCAGGACUGGCUUCGAUUCCACUUUAACAUAUUACCAUCCCUUGUGGUCUUCCCUCGAGGGAGGUAUUUCUUGCCUACAUUUGUGACAAGCAAACUUAACGGGUGCUCUGCCAGGGAGGAUAGACUAUGACCAAACCAAAAUAGAACUGAUAGGCCCUCACAAACUAUAUUACCCUUAGUAAAAUCAGCUGUGUGCAAGUAUUUUCUUUUUCUGUCAGAUGACUUUGGUAUGCUUGUGAAUAAUGCAUGUUUGUGAAUAAUGCAUAUGAACCAUCCUUGCUCAUUUUAGUGAUAAUAAAAGCACACCAACUCCAGUAAGGCUUUCUUAAACCUCACUCAAAAACACAAGCAAGGGAAUAUAAUUGCUCCCUCCCCUUUCAUAAUUCAGAACUGAACCCCACUUGGGGCUACCUGGCCUCCAUAUUUCAUAUUCCUGGCAUUUUGGGGAUUCCCCCCUGGAAGCAAAGGAAGGGAACAUGAAGAAACCAUACAAUUUGGAAUCGAACCCAGUCCUGGUGCACAAUGACAUUCUGGUGUGCUGCUUUGAAAGGGCUUCAGGAAUGCUGUGCUUGAUGGAAAAAUGUGUCCUAGAGCAGUGCUUCUCACCUCCAGUCCUCAGGACCCACUUGCCAGGUGUUUUGUUGUAACCAAGAACUCACACACCUGAUUUAAUAAUGUUUGGUGGUUUGAUUGGUUCAGUCAUUAAAUCAGGUGUGUGGGUUCCUGGCUACAACAAAAACUUUCUGGCAAGUGGGUCCCGAGGACUGGAAACACUGUCCUAGAGAACCUUCUGGAACGACCAUGUUACAUUCCUGAGAAUGUAUUAAUAAAACAUUUUGCUCUGAAGUA